This is a messenger RNA of Molossus molossus (Pallas's mastiff bat), 7520 nucleotides long. It is a transcript of the gene TTC3, whose product is annotated as tetratricopeptide repeat domain 3. Gene Ontology annotation, biological process: ubiquitin-dependent protein catabolic process. The transcript is spliced from 46 exons. The record is from RefSeq and is a predicted model, not a curated record. Gene Ontology annotation, molecular function: protein binding; ubiquitin-protein transferase activity. The coding region runs from base 191 to 6190 and encodes 1999 amino acids. NCBI's taxonomy places the organism in Eukaryota, Metazoa, Chordata, Mammalia, Chiroptera, Molossidae.
GUGGAGGGUCCCAGGCUGCGGCGUCGGCGUCGGCGGCCCGCGUCCGAGGCUCGCGGGCGGCGGGCCCGGGGUGAGUGCACACCUGGCGCGUGGCAGGGCUCCUGGAUGUGUCACCUUUUCGCGCUGCAGCCGAGAUGCCCGGGGAGAGGGGCCCUCCACACCCCCUCCGUGGGUGUGUGGAUGGUGCACCAUGGACGAUUUUGCACUAGGAGAUUGCACUGUAGCAGAUUAUGCCUGGUUAGAAGACUGCCCUUAUGUGGACGAUUGUGCCUUUGCUCCUGAAUUUAUGCCCAAUGAUUAUGUUCGUGUGACUCAGCUUUACUGUGAUGGCGUGGGUAGGCAGUAUAAAGAUUAUGCCGAAAGUGAGAGAAACUUAGAAUUCGACAUCUGCAAUAUGUGGUGUAGUAAACCAGUUUCUGUCCUGCAAGAUUAUUGUGAUGCCAUUAAAAUACACAUCUUCUGGCCACUUCUGUUUCAACAUCAACACAGUUCUAUAAUAUCACGGUUGUAUCCCUGUGUGGAAGCCACCAAUUCUCAUGCUUCUGAGAUAAGUUUGAAGAAAUUGCAAUAUCUUGAGUUGAUGGAAGAUAUUGUGGAUUUGGCAAAGAAAGUUGUGAAUGACUCAUUCUUUAUUGGAGGCUUACUGAGAAUUGGUUAUAAAAUAGAAAACAAAAUAUUGGCAAUGGAAGAAGCUUUGAAUUGGGUGAAAUACACAGGCGAUGUAACAAUUCUACCUAAAUUAGGAGCAGUUGACAAUUGUUGGCCUAUGUUAAGUAUUUUCUUUACUGAAUACAAGUAUCACAUAACUAAAGUUGUAACAGAAAACUGCAAUAUGCUUGAAGAAUUUAAAAGGCAAAAUUGUGUGGAGUGUAUAGAGCAAGGAGAACUAAUGAAAAUGAAAGGAAAUGAAGAGUUUUCCAAUGAAAGAUUUGAUGUAGCUAUUAUCUAUUACAGCAGAGCCAUUGAAUAUAGUCCUGAAAAUCACCUUCUUUAUGGUAACCGAGCUCUUUGUUUUCUUCGCACUGGACAGUUCAGAAAUGCACUUGGUGAUGGAAAGAGAGCCAUUAUUCUGAAGAACAAUUGGACAAAGGGUCAUUAUCGUUAUUGUGCUGCUCUUUCUAUGCUGGGGGAAUAUGACUGGGCCCUGCAAGCAAACAGUAAAGCUCAAAAACUCUGUAAAAAUGACCCUGAGGGAAUCAAGGAUCUAAUUCAGCAGCAUGUAAAGUUACAAAAUCAAAUAGAAGACCUGCAAGGAGGAACAUCAACUAGGAAUCCAAUUAAAGCCUUUUACGAAAGCAGAGCGUACACACCUAACUUAUCAGCACCUGUGUUCAGUACUUCACUUAACUUUGUGGAGACUGAAAGAGAUUCCAGAAAAACCAACCACGAAAUGGCAAACGGUGGUAAUCAGAAUCUAAAGGUGGUAGAUGAUGCUUUGAAGGUAGAUGAUUGUGACUGUCAUCCUGAAUUUCUGCCACCAUCAGGUCAGCCUCCAAAAUAUAAAGGAAAACAAAAAUCCCGAAACAAUGAAUUGGAGUUCAGUUCUAGUUCACAAGGGAGUUUACCAGCAGAUUUGAAAAACAUCUUGGAGAAACAGUUUUCUAAAUCUUCCAGAGCUGCACACCAGGAUUUUGCUAAUAUAAUGAAAAUGCUAAGGAGCUUGAUCCAGGACGGGUACACAGCUCUGCUGGAGCAGCGGUGCCGGAGUGCCGCCCAGGCCUUCUCAGAGCUGCUCAACGGCUUAGAGCCUCAGAAAAUUAAGCAAUUGAACUUGGCCAUGAUUAAUUAUGUCUUAGUGGUCUAUGGACUUGCUAUUUCUCUCCUUGGAAUAGGACAGCCUGAGGAAUUAUCUGAAGCUGAAAAUCAAUUUAAGAGGAUGAUUGAACACUACCCCAAUGAGGGACUUGAUUGUUUGGCCUACUGUGGAAUUGGAAAAGUAUACUUGAAAAAAAACAGGUUUCUAGAAGCUCUUAAUCACUUUGAGAAAGCAAGAACCUUGAUUUGUCGACUACCUGGAGUGUUAACUUGGCCCACAAGUAAUGUGAUUAUUGAAGAGACUCAGCCAGGGAAAAUAAAGAUGCUCUUAGAGAAAUUUAUUGAAGAAUGCAGGUUUCCUCCAGUGCCAGAUGCUGUUUGUUGCUAUCAGAAGUGCCAUGGAUAUUCCAAAAUCCAGAUAUACAUAACAGAUCCAGACUUUAAGGGUUUUAUACGAAUCAGUUGUUGCCAGUACUGCAAAAUAGAAUUUCACAUGAACUGUUGGAAGAAAUUAAAAACAACAACCUUUAAUGAUAAAAUUGACAAGGAUUUUCUGCAAGGAAUUUGUCUUACCCCUGACUGCGAAGGUAUCAUUUCUAAGAUUAUCAUCUUCAGCAGUGGUGGUCAAGUUAAAUGUGAAUUUGAACACAAGGUCGUGAAAGAAAAGGUUCCUCCGAGACCUAUUCUGAAACAGAAGUGUUCUAGCCUAGAAAAGUUAAGACUGAAAGAAGACAAAAAAUUGAAGAGAAAAAUCCAGAAAAAGGAAGCAAAAAAAUUAGCACAAGAAAGAAUGGAAGAGGACUUAAGGGAAAGUAAUCCACCCAAAACUGAAGAGCAGAAAGAAACUGUAGCCAGUGUUGAGAGUUGCCAGUUCCUGGACGACAGGAUUCUGCAGUGCAUCAAGCAGUAUGCAGACAAGAUUAAAUCUGGUGUGCUGAAUACGUCCAAGCUCCUCAAAGAACUGCUUUCGUGGAAGGUUUUAAGCACAGAAGACUACACAACCUGUUUUUCCAGCAGGAAUUUUCUAAGUGAAGCAGUGGACUAUGUCAUUCGUCACUUGAUUCAAGAAAAGAAUAGAGUCAAAACAAGGAUAUUUCUGCAUGUUUUGAGUGAGCUUAAGGAAGUGGAGCCAAAAUUAGCCACCUGGAUCCAGAAACUUAAUAGCUUUGGUUUAGAUGCCACAGGAUCUUUUUUCUCUCGUUACGGAGCGUCUCUUAAGGAGCUUGAUUUUAGCAUCAUGACUUUUCUCUGGAAUGAGAAAUAUGGUCAUAAACUAAAUUCUAUAGAAGGAAAGCAACUCGACUACUUCUGUGAGCCAACAUCAUUGAAGGAAGCCCGGUGUUUGAUAUGGCUGCUGGAAGAACACAGAGACAAGUUCCCGGCAUUACAUAACGCUUUAGAUGAAUUCUUCGAUAUCAUGGACAGCCGGUGUACUGUACUGAGGAAACAAGACAGUGGUGAUGUGCCAUUUAAUUCUACCAAGAUAAAAAACAAAGGCAAGAAAAAGAAGCCAAAAGAUUCAAAGCCUAUGUUAGUUGGGUCUGGAACAACUUCAGUAACACCUAAUAAUGAGACUGUUGCUUCAGGUGAAGACCAUAACAGACGCAAUUCAAAUACUGCAGGCCCAUUUGUAGUGCCUGACCAUCUUCGGCAAGACGUAGAAGAAUUUGAAGCUCUCUACGAACAACACAGCAAUGAAUAUGUUGUUCGUAAUAAGAAGCUGUGGGACAUUAACCCAAAGCAAAAAUGUUCAACUCUGUAUGAUUAUUUCUCUCAGUUGUUGGAGGAACAUGGUCCCCUGGAUAUGAGUAACAAGAUGUUUUCUGAAGAAUAUGAAUUCUUCCCAGAAGAAACUCGACAGAUACUAGAAAAAGCUGGAGGUUUGAAAUCUUUCCUCCUGGGAUGUCCUCGUUUUGUUGUGAUUGACAACUGUAUUGCUUUGAAGAAAGUUGCAUCACGGCUCAAAAAAAAGAGAAAGAAGAAAAACAUCAAGACAAAAGUAGAAAUGUCAAAGACAGGAGAGUAUUUACGAGUUAAACUGCCACUGAAUCCAACUGCUAGAGAAUUUAAACCAGACAUGAAGUCCAAACCAGUGUCCAGUUUAUCUUCAGCACCAGCUUCUGAGGCUGUAAAGCCCAAACCUGGAUCUGCUGAUUAUCCUAAACCAGCCUGUGAAGCUGAGAAGCCGAUACCAGUAUCUGAGAAUUCUCAUAGAUCAGUUUCUGAGGAUGAGAAGCCCAAAGAGGUCUCUCCCAGUUCUCCCAAACCAGUCUCUGAGGAUCCAAGUCACCAGCGAGCCUCCUCUAAUUCUCCCAAACCAGUUCCUGAGGAUGUGAAAGCAACCUAUUGGACUCAAGCCCACUUGGUCACAGGAUUCUGUACAUACCUUCCCUUUAGGGGAUUUGACAUUACCCAGCCACCACCAACAUACAUAAGCGUGGUACCAACUUUGCCCCCCCAGUACACUAACAUUUACACACCUCUGGCCACUAUUUCUCCUGAAUAUCAGCUGCAAAGGUCAAUACCGGUGGUGCCAUCUUUUGUAGCCAGUGACAGACCAGAUCAAAGUGCUGCUGUGUAUUUUGAGGGUCCUUGUUUGAAUGCUGAGCAUGCCUCUGGUAACCACAUUGCCUCGCAGACACAGAUCCCUCAGGACUCUUUGGAGAUAUCAGUAAAAUCGCAGUGUGGCCCGGAUGAUAGUGAUCCAGCCCAGAGUGAGCCCAGCGUAAAUGAUGAUCACUGUGGAAAUUCUGCCCACAAGCAGGAAGCAAACCCAGAAAGGACCGAUGAAGCAACGAACAUUCCAUAUACACAGGUGGUUGCCAUACAGGUAUCUGGGAAUAUAGCUCAUCAAGAAGUCAAUACUGAGCCAUAUGAUCCUUUUGAGGCACAACAAGGAGAUAUUUCACAGAUUGAAAAGGAGUACCAAGUUUUACAAGAGCAGCUUAAGGAAGCAUGUGAAAAUUAUGAGCAGAGAAAACUGAAGGGCUCAGAAGAGACCAGGGACCUGGAAGAAAAGCUGAAAAGGAACUUAGAAGAAAACAAGAUCUCAAAAACAGAAUUAGAUUGGUUCCUCGAAGAUUUGAAAAAGGAAAUUAAAAAAUGGCAACAGGAAAAAAAAGAAGUGUUGGAAAGACUAAAAGCACUGAAGAAGAAAAUGAAAAGGGUUUCACAGGCCUCUGAAAUGUACACCCAGAAACAUGAUGAAAAUGAAAAGGAACAUGAAUUCCUUCUGGAUCAGUCUUCUGAAAUCAGUAAUGCUUUUACAAAUGAGAAAAUGAAAAUAGAAGAGCAUAUAAAGAAAGGGAAGGAGCAAUAUGAAGAAAUUCUUCAAAGAGCUAUGGCUGCAGAGGUAUCUGUGCUUGAAAACGGGAGGGAGAUGGAAACAUAUAAGUUACGGAUCAUGGAAUCACAAGCAGAAGGGUAUCUGAAGAACCUGAAACAAUUGAGCAGUGAUUCUGCAGCAUAUCCUGACCUGCAGUCUGAUGUACAGUCAUGGGAAUCAUUUCUUUCUGAUGUUAGAAAAGAAAUUGAGAAAGUAGAGUCUCAGUUCGGAGAACAAAUUAAGGCAAUUAAAAAUGGUUCUCGGCUCAGUGAACUUCCUAAAGUGCAGACUUCUGAGCUUUCAUUUCCUGCAUGGAACACAAUUCGCCCAAAGUCACUUCCUGAGUCUUCAGGUCGUGAAGAUCGGGGUCCCUCAACUUCUGCAAGUCAUGAGACUGGAACUGGCACAGUGGUUCCCAAGGAUUCAAGUCUGGUUUCUGCCAGUGGUCACCCAGUGGGGGCUCCCUCUCCGCUGCCGGCAUCUGCCCCCCAUCAGCUGGGAGCCACCUGGCUGCCGCAGUGGCAGGGCGCUGGCCAGGCAGCUCCGCCCGAACAGAGCCCCGCCGCCUCGGAGAGACCACCUGUUCCUCCAGGACGUGCUGCGCGCCCGAGCCCGUCUCCAAAAAAGCCAUUCAACAGUAUUAUUGAGCACCUGUCCGUGGUUUUCCCCUGCUGCAGCAGCACCGAGCUUGCUGGUUUUAUUAAAAAAGUACGAAACAAAAGCAAGAAUUCACUCUCAGGACUGAGUAUUGAUGAAAUUGUCCAGAGGGUGACGAAACACAUUCUAGAUGAACAGAAAAGCCAAAAGCCAAGUCCGGGACAGGACAGGAGGUCGUCUGAGUCCAGCUCUGAUGCUUCCGUGAUGGGGGCCGCCCAGGGACCGCCCUCCAUGAUUGCUGGACCAUCGCCCAAAACCCAGGGGCAGAGGACAGAAGACAUCCCUACAUGGGGUGCACAUUCCUGUGAAAUAUGCCAUGAGGUGUUCAAAUCCAAAAACAUGCGUGUGCUAAAAUGUGGGCACAAGUUUCACAAAGGGUGCUUUAGACAGUGUCAGAAAGGCCAGAGCACCUGCCCGGCCUGCCUGGACCAUGUCCUCCUGUCGGAAGAGUAACCUGCACUGUCCAGAAGAGGCUGCCGGCUGCCCUAGGCAGCUCACCGAGGGUAACUUAACCGGUUUGUUGAGUUGGAAGAAUAACAACGUACAACUUUGAUAUGAAAGGCAGACAGACAUUUGAAGAUUCUUUGUAGUGUGUCACAGAACUAGUAAAUGGAAAUCUUUAAUAGAGUUGAUAGUAAGUAAUUUCCCCACUCUGUCUACACACUUCGGUAACAGCCAAUGGUGGCUGAGGGUGGUGCGGAACCACGUUCUCACCGGGCUGGGCUGCCGCAGCGCCGCCAACAGGCUGCUCUGGGAGGUGUGUGAGCGCCUCAGAGCUGCACUUGAAUUCGUCACCUGUUCAAGUGCCCCGAUUACAAUUUUUAUAAGAGUCGGUGUUCCUGAAAAUAUGCCAAUAUUCUCCCUCUAAGUUUCUGCAUUUAAAACAUGGGCUUAAGCAAACCACAUUUUAAUCAUUUGUAGUUCAUGUUAACAUAUUGGCUGAAUUAGACCAAAAGAUUCCAAUCUCAUGUGAAACAUUGUGUGAUUUUGAUUGUUCAUUUCAUUAUUUUAUUUCCCAAAAGUAGAUUUGUAUCAGCCAAGACAUUUUACCCCUGAAAUCAAGGCUCCGUAUUUGUCACCCCAACCCCACCUUAGGAACUUACUCUUUGACCCCUUACCACUCUCCUUAGUGGCAUUUGUCCUGCUUCAGGAUUAGACAGCCAGUGUCUGGGCAUCUCUGUGUGGCUCACAGCAGGCACUGUGGGGACUGCCACCAUCAUUCCCCUUCCCUGUCCCACCACCAAAAAGAGACUCUUGUGUAACCGACCAUCCCAAGGUGUCCCUGCUGCACUCGUCCCAUGUGUGACGUUGGUGUGAAGAAAUGCAUGCACUCUUGUACUCACUACAGUGGAAACUGUUAAAGAUUAGUUCUCUUUAGUGACAGUGGUGAUGUAAAACAUGAAUUCUGGACACAUUCCAUUUUUCUCAAACAGGAAGGAACAAUACAUUUUUUCAGUGUGUUCUUUGUUCCCCUGGGAGUUCACAGUCCCAAGUUCAUGAGCUGAUCUGUGGCCCUCCUCUGCCUUGUUCUGUGAGAUUUGCUGUCUUGGUGAUUUAGUCCAUAGAUGCUUAUUCCCUAUUUUGAAGCAGACUCUCCAUGGAGGUCCCUAAAAUGUUGUCUGCAUGUUCCCGAUGCCUGACAACCGUCAAUAGUAAGAUAUGUAGGGACCAGUUUGUAGCAGCAGGUACAGAGGAAAACCAAGUAGCUGGGAAGUGAGAGAACAUGUUUUGUACUUAACUCAAACUUGUGCACACGCCUUUCACGUCCUAUGAGUGUCAAAAU